Molecule: messenger RNA, 643 nt
Organism: Prinia subflava (tawny-flanked prinia)
Lineage: Eukaryota; Metazoa; Chordata; Aves; Passeriformes; Cisticolidae
Gene: LSM5
Product: LSM5 homolog, U6 small nuclear RNA and mRNA degradation associated
Exons: 5
Coding region: 125-400 (91 amino acids)
Biological process (GO): mRNA splicing, via spliceosome
Cellular component (GO): Lsm1-7-Pat1 complex; U4/U6 x U5 tri-snRNP complex; U6 snRNP
Molecular function (GO): RNA binding
Source: RefSeq, a predicted model, not a curated record
ACGGGGCCGGGGCGGAGAGCAGCGGAGCGGGCAGGGCGGAGCGGGGCGGAGCGGAGCCGCUGCAGGCCCGGCCCUGCCCGCGUGUGGGCGGUGGCGGCGGCCAUUGGCCAGGAGCGGUUCCGACAUGGCUGCCAGCGCGGUGUCCAACCCGUCCCAGCUGCUGCCGCUCGAACUUGUGGACAAGUGCAUCGGUUCACGCAUUCACAUCGUGAUGAAGAGCGACAAAGAAAUUGUUGGGACACUUCUAGGAUUUGAUGACUUUGUCAAUAUGGUACUGGAAGAUGUUACAGAAUUUGAGAUCACACCUGAGGGCAGAAGAAUCACAAAGCUGGACCAGAUUCUGCUCAAUGGAAAUAACAUAACUAUGCUGGUUCCUGGAGGAGAAGGACCUGAAGUAUGAAGACAUGAUAGUCACGUGUACUUUAUAUAUGUAUGCAAAAUCUAAAUAGGGGUAGAUUUUGGGGUAGAAGUGUGUUUGGAUGUGGAUCAUUUGUUUGCUUUGCUUACACACUUGAUGUUUUACAAAAGACAGCCCUUUAGGAAAGGUGCUGAUGGUAAUGUUGACUUUGUAAGUUGAAAUCAUUACUUUCUUGUAAAGACACAUGAACCUCUUCUGAAUAAAAGGCUUUUUAUUUGUUGGUUA